AUGCAUCCGGCAGGCCGACUGUUCACUUUGGCUAUCUUUCAACUUUUCAACUUCGCCGCACUCACGGGUUAUUGCCAGCAACACAGCUACGAUUCGACCUUGCUUAUCAAGCUGAACCUGUUCUUCUCUUUAGCAGUUGCCGCAGUGGGCGUCGCAUUCACUGAUGAUGGUUGGAAUGUCUUCCGACUAUUGGCUAUGAAGCUGAAGUAUAAUUCAGCCGGGGUAUCUGCCUUGGACAUGGGCCAUCUGACGUGCCAGGACCUCAAGCAUAGAAGGCCAACAAAGAACAAUCUUAACACCGAGAUCCACGGCGGACAACUCCCUUACAUCACAACAGAAAUGAAAUCGCUGGAGGUACAGCCCCCGGGUCUUGCCUGGGUUCAAAGAACCUUCAAUCUUCAACCCCAGUGGACGGUGGAGCCCGAUCCUCAGGUUAUCGAGCAGACAAUACAGUCGCUACUACCAUCAAGCACGGUCCAGGUGACCUUCCUAGCCGAGGGCGCCUUGAAUAAACUCUAUGAUGUGAAAGUAGAUGAUGAGGUAUUGGUUAUGCGAGUCUCGUUGCCUGUUGAUCCCUACUAUAAAACUAUGAGUGAAGUGUCGACAGUGGACUGGAUAUCUCGUACCACAAAUAUCCCUGUUCCUCGAGUCAUCACUUAUCAAUCUUCCCGAGAAAGCCCUAUCGGAUUUGAAUGGAUCCUGAUGACCAGAAUGCCUGGAAGACCGUUGAAAGAGCUGUGGCACUCUCUAUCAUUUUCUGCAAAGACAAGUUUGGUUGGAGAGUUUGCGGCCUACUCUAGUUGCCUUUUUCGGAACCAACUUCAGGGAAUUGGAAAUAUCUAUGGGAUAGCAUCUAGCAUCAAUGAUUCCACACUGUCUCAAGCGACCGGGCCUGCUGGAAACCCAGCAAAUUCCAAUAGUUCACCUCUAUCUGAAAAGGAACAUUUGCCUACAGGAUUACCAGAGGUGGGCAGAAUUGUUUCUAUGAACUUUUUUUGGGGGUCGCAUAUCCUACAGGAUGUUCACCGAGGGCCAUUUACGUUCAGCAGCGACUGGAUUACAUCACGGCUUUCUCUUCGCGAGACAGACUGUCAGUCGACACUAGACAAUUUACCAGCUAGCGAUCUUGAGAGCGAUGAUGAAGAUGAUGCAGAUGAUGCAAUAAGAAAAUUGGAAAUCAUUGGAAAACUGAAAACCUUGCUUCCAUCUUUCUUUCCACCAAAUGAAGGCAAUCCGGAGCCCUCAGUCCUGGUUCAUGAAGACCUCUCCAGCCGAAAUAUUCUCGUUCAUGAUAACGGAGAGCUAGCAGCUAUUUUAGACUGGGAAUGGCACCCGCGACGCCUCGAGCCUGAUCUACGACGAUAUGAACGCGAGCCGAGCGGAGAAGUCUCCGAUCUCUACUGGGAACACCUAUGGGAGUAUGAGGUCACUCUCCUUCGUGAUGUGUUUAUUGAUAGAAUGAAAAGCCUGGAACCGGGAUGGGUGGAGUUUUUCCACAAGAGCCAACAUCAAAGAGAUUUCGACCUUGCAGUGCAAAAUUGCGAUAAUGAGUUUGUUGCCCGGCAUAUACGGGCAUGGAUGAAUGACCUCACGGCGGGGGUAGACAACUGUCGAAGUCUACGCGAUAGAAUUAAUGAGGAUUAA
Molecule: messenger RNA, 1644 nt
Organism: Aspergillus wentii DTO 134E9
Lineage: Eukaryota; Fungi; Ascomycota; Eurotiomycetes; Eurotiales; Aspergillaceae
Product: aminoglycoside phosphotransferase family protein
Exons: 3
Coding region: 1-1644 (547 amino acids)
Biological process (GO): protein phosphorylation
Molecular function (GO): protein kinase activity
Source: RefSeq, a predicted model, not a curated record